CCGGUGCAUUCACUGGCAACGCCUACACUACAGUAAUACACAAUAAUACAUAAUAUUAGUAUAUUACAUGUUAUAUUCUGUUCUCAGGUUGUGUAUAUUUGUAUAUAAAUAGGACCUACCGUUGAACUUGAAGUGAUUCGGGUGCAGGAGAUCAUUACUAGAAUAAGAACACCGUCAAUUCAUCAUGGGGUUCGAAACUUGUGGGCCAAACGAAGCGAUGGUAGUGUCGGGUUGUUUAUACGGUAAACCCAGAAUGGUGUGUGGUGGUCGCAUAUAUUUCUUUUCUUGUUUCCAGCAAAUUCAGAGGAUUUCACUGAAUACGAUGACUCUGAUCAUAUCUAGUCCCAUGGUUUACACUGCGAAAGGAGUUCCGAUAUCCGUGACAGGAGUGGCUCAGGUGAAGGUGCAGGGACAGAAUCAAGAAAUGUUGGCCUCAGCGUGCCAACAGUUUCUAGGGAAGUCCGAGAAGGAUAUUAUGCACAUUGCCCAUGAGACCCUUGAGGGACACCAGAGGGCGAUAAUGGGAAAUAUGACAGUAGAGGAGAUAUAUAUGGACAGGAAGAAAUUCUCCCAGCACGUCUUCGAGGUUGCCUCGUCAGAUCUGGUGAACAUGGGCAUAGCCGUUGUCAGCUACACUCUGAAGGACAUUCAAGAUGCUGAGGGUUACCUGAAAUCUCUCGGAAAGGCAAGAAUAUGCCAGGUGCAUCGAGAUGCACGUAUUGGCGAGGCAGAGGCACAGAGAGAUUCUGGAAUCAGACAAUCCCAAGCCGAGGAACAGCACAUGAAGGCCAGAUUCACGAACGACACUGAGAUAGCGCAGGCACAGCGCGACUUUGAGCUAAUGAAGGCCAACUUUGACAUUGAGGUCAAUUCGAAGAAAGCGCAGUCUGAGCUGGCUUAUGACUUGCAGGCUGCCAAGACGAAACAGAAGAUCAUGGAUGAGAAGAUGCAGAUAAAGGUGGUGGAGAGGAGCCAGCAGAUUGCUGUGCAGGAACAGGAGAUACUGCGGCGAGAGAAGGAGCUGGAGGGACAGGUCCAUCGCCCCGCUGAUGCAGAGAAGUACAGACUGGAGAAGAUUGCCGAGGCAACCAGAAACAAGGUUGUAAUGGAAGCUGAGGCUGAAGCUGAAGCGAUUAAACUGAAAGGAGAAGCUGAGGCUUUUGCAAUAGAAGCCAAGGCGAAGGCGGAGGCAGAACAGAUGGCGAAGAAAGCCGAUGCAUGGAAGGAGUACAAAGAAGCUGCCAUGGUGGACAUGGUGCUCGAUACACUACCAAAGGUCGUGGCAGAGGUGGCAGCACCGCUCGCGCAGACUAAGCUCAUUACGAUGGUCAGUGGCGGAGACGCGGAGAUCGGCGCGGCCAAGGUCACCGGAGAGGUCGUCAGCAUCGUCGGUCAACUCUCCACGGUCGUAGAGUCGAUGACCGGAAUGAAUCUUGCGCAGACUGUGAAAGUUGCCAAGAAAUGAGGCUUUCUUCCGUAAGGUGACGCCACUCUCCUGACUCGCUGUUUCACAAAAUCCAGAGUCACACAGUAGGAUCUUGCAUAACGAUGCGAUUGUAUCGCAAUAGUUUAUGUCACAGUGGCCUUCCUGUAAGACUGCCUUCAUGUGACAAUGAUAAUUUUGCAGGUGGUAUGAUACCAAGCUUGGUUUAACUGUAACGUGUGAUUCCUAGAUUUGUUCAGCGAUGUUUUAUUAUUAUGGUCAUUUAAUUGAUAUCGUUUUACAAGAUCCUACUUUAUGUGUGUAUCUUAUGUACACGCACGAAUGCACGUACGCACAGAGACGUACUAUACUCAUAUGUCUAGUCAAUAUCAGUUAAUAUUUAUUUAGUAGUUAUAUUUAAAAUACAUAUUUACAAUAUCGUUCGUAUAGUGUUCCUAGUAACUAGUUAUUUAUUUUCUUUGUUUAUAAUGGCAUGCUUUGACCUGUGCAUGAAUUCUUAUUUAUUACCUCAUUUUUUUCUUUGUCCUAUAUUAUAUUUAUGUGCUGAAAUUGAAAUUUAUGUUAUUUAAUCUUAUAAUGUUAUUAUUCACGAGGCAGUGUAGUAGAAUAGUUGAACUAUGUCCUGGCAAGAUAGUAAGACAUUAAGUCAGCUCAGAAGAUGUCAACUAGAUUGUCACGUGAAAGUUUUUUGCCCACUUUCUUGUAAUCCCCACCCUAUAGAGAGGACAGUAUUACUGUUUAGUGUAGUCAUAGGCCAUUUAUGGUGAGCAAUGAGUGUUCAGGAUAUCUAUAUAGAUGUAUUAUAGGCUACCCACAUAUAUAUUAUAUUUAUAUCACGUGUAUUAUAGAAUAUCUAUGGUGUAUAUGCGUAAUCUAUGUUAAAAUCAGUACCUAAAUAAUGUGCUUGCAGGUGGUGUUAAUUUAGCUUCCAUUGUUGGAACCAGCUAUGGGCCUGUUUGUUUGGGACGGAUCCGUCUAAUCUGGAUCACAUGACCCUGAUCUGCCCGGACAAAUGCUAAUGCAUUUUCAAUGGGUCAAAUGUCACUGUGAUCUAUCACAGGGUAGAUGAAACUGGAAACCAGCCGUCGUGAGUCAUAAGCCACCACGUUGGAUCCUUUUCGAUUCCACCUUGCCAAAAGGACAGCAAAUUUUGUGAUCUGGAUCAGUGAUUGGCCCAAACAAAUGUACAUGAUCACUGGGUCUGUGUGAUUAGAGUCAUAUGAUCUGCCCAAACAAACACGCUCUAUGUUAGUGGCAUUUGAGAUUCGUAAGAUGAGUAUCACGGAUUUAAGAUAAGCAUGGCUGUACCAGUAGUAGGGCAGAAAUGAAAAUUAAGAAGAAGUCAGAAAGCACCAGAGCUUGGUAGGAGUGUAGUCGGACUUUGUAGAUCCACGUCAAUAUGGAACUUCUAGUAGAGACCGCGGCUGCUUGGACACAAACGUUAGAGUUGGCACGGUUAAAUCCCCGCGAGUUUUUAGACAGUGAUGUCGCAUGUCUAGAUCUGUUCCAUAAAGUUCUAGGCAGUAGUUGGAGUGGUGGUCCAUGUAUGCUCAUAGAAGGCACACCUGUCGGCUGUUGUUUGCUCCCAGUCAACAUGAAAUUAGUAUACCUAUAACUGCACUCUGGUCGGUUUUGAUUGCUUACGAGUGGCAAACUAUAUAAGAGAGAGAGUUGUGAUAGUUAUUUCAGUAGGUUUCUUGCUUCAGUGAGGGAGCUUUCAGGGAGGCUUUGUCCACUAUCCCGAUACUCAUGUACAACACACCCUCUAGUUCCAGCUAGUCUGCCAUUAGUCUCUGUCAGCGAGACUUAUUUGCGCAGUAAUACUGUAAUAAUAGUCACUCUCCACUCUCCCGUGAAAUGUUGUUCCCUAACCAUAGAGAUGAGAUGUAAUGUAUGCUUGUCGUUUCCAGAGUAUAUACCACAUUAAAAACGCGAUUGUAGCUAUAAAGACGUGCCACUGUAGAUUCGUUUAGUGUCUUAAGUUGUGAAGUCUAGCCGUGUUCGUGGUUUCUGUGAGUGAUGAUUUAGAUUCUAGCAUAGAAUGUCUCAUUGUACGCGGCAUGUCUGAAGGAAUUACAUGUAUGCGAGUUGAGGUCGAGCAGAUGGUCUGUAGAAAUUGUCAAUGUAUACUUAUUAUUCUUCAAGCGUGUAGAAUCGGAUAGUUUCACCAUGUUUAAUUUUUAGUCGCUAACGUUUUAGUUAUAACGUGUAGUUGAGAUUUCGUCGCUGUGGAUUGAAUGUGUUGUCAUGUACUAUUGUAGUUGGAAUAAACUAUCGGCACCCGUGAUUAGAGA
Messenger RNA from Priapulus caudatus, 3738 nucleotides. Its product is annotated as flotillin-1-like. Gene Ontology annotation, biological process: positive regulation of cell junction assembly; protein localization to plasma membrane; protein kinase C signaling. Lineage: Eukaryota; Metazoa; Priapulida; Priapulimorpha; Priapulimorphida; Priapulidae. Bases 185 to 1465 code for a protein of 426 amino acids. Gene Ontology annotation, cellular component: plasma membrane. The record is from RefSeq and is a predicted model, not a curated record. The transcript is spliced from 11 exons.